AAACUGAAAGCUGGGGAUGAAAGACUUCUUCUUCUUCAUAAAGUACCAAAAUUCUCUUUAUUCUUCUAACCAUUAGAUUUGCCUUUUCUCUUUGAUGUCGGCAAAAUUCAAGAUUUCCGAACUAAAGCAGUAAUUAUUAACCAGGCAAUUUGAAAAGUUCUUGUAGUAGAGUGUUGAAGCGAGAUAGUUUAAUAUUAUGACAUUAGUUAAAACGAGAGGCACAAUAUAAUGAUAUUUACGAUCAUCAUUUUUAAAAAUAGCCACGUAAUGUUAAUGGAUUCAUGAUUGACGACGCUGUUUCUUGUGAAAAACCCGUAAUUUUAACUGAAAUGAGAUGAUAAUUUUACAUUGCUGUAGCUCAAAUACUCCCUAAAACCCUUCUGUAAGUGUGGGUGUGAAAAAUGCGUGUUAUUCGUGUGUGAAAAAUUGAGUUCACGGUUGCUUGCUUCCGGAGUGCUAUCCGGGGUAUUUUAAUUACCUUUGAGUGGUUUCCAGGUAAACUAUGGACUGUGCUCAUGGAUAAUGUUGAGUUUCUCGACUUAUUGUUACAAUGGAGACAGAAUCUGUGAGGUCGGAGCUGAGCAGUCGGUCUAGGCGAUCAUCCAGACACAGACAACAUACCCACAGGAGCACUAGGAGUACAAAAUCUCACAAAAAGGACACCACUGACAUGGCACCAUUUCAGACCAGUGUUAAUCUAAACCCCGAGAUGGGCAGAGACGGCCAAGAAGUCAUUGAGGUGCAGAUCCUCCCGCAAGAUGAGAACUGGGGGGAAAAUACCACUGCAAUCACUGGCAACACUUCUGAAGGAUCAGGAUCUAUGGAGGAUGUCAGCAAUUGGCCGGCUGAAUCAGAUAGCGGCUUGAGUUUUGUUUGCGCAAGAUAUAUUGGGACCACUAUAACUUUAGGACUUACAUUUGUAUCUUUUGUCAGUCCAUUGGCCAUGGUUGUGCUGCCAAAGAUUGGGUUUUUUCCCGGCCUGACUGAUAAUAUAGCUAUACAGCCAUCGCAGAGGAUACAGUUAUUAUCCUGUACAGCAGAAUGUAAAGGGAUAUUCCUGUCCCUAGCGUUCAAGCUAGUAUUGCUAGCCAUAGGUGUGUGGGCUGUGUUCUUGCGGCCUCGCAACGCAAUCUUACCAAGACUGUUUGUGUUCCGUGUGAUGACAUUAGUGAUAUUAGCAGUGUGUACAUUCUCCUACUGGUUGUUCUACAUAGUGCAAAUUACUGAAGCCACAAAAGCUUUGGCGGUGGGUGAGGAGGCGGCGGAUUAUACAGCACUGGUGUCUUAUGUAUCAAGUUAUACUGAUACACUGCUGUUUAUACAUUAUGUGGCUGUAAUCCUGAUGGAGAUACGGCAUUUAGAGCCAACAUAUUACAUAAAGAUAGUGAGAAGUCCAGAUGGUGAAAGCAGGUCUUAUGCUAUUGGACAGUUGAGUAUACAGCGGGCGGCUGUGUGGGUUCUACAGAAGUAUUACACAGAAUUCCCGAUCUACAAUCCUUAUUUGGAGAAACUGCCAAUAUCGAAGUCGCAAAGAAAAGCGUCAAGUAUAAAGUUUUAUGAUGUGGAUGGAUCAACCAACGCACCUUCUCAAGCUAGGUCAGGCACCGGCUCUGUAACCGGCAGUGCGAGCGGGAGGCGCCGCGACUCCGCGUCCGCUCACAAUGAACGCUACUAUGAGGAGGCAGAGCGAGAGAGGAGGGUUAGAAAGAGACGAGCGAGGCUACUGACGGCCGCGGAGGAUGCGUUUGCGCAUGUGCGGAGAGUUAGGGUUACUAAUGCUAAUGGCGGAGCGCUGGGCCCUCGCGAGGCGGCGCAGGCGGUGUUCCCGUCGCUCGCGCGCGCGCUGCAGAAGUACCUUCGAGCCACCCGGCAGCAGCCGAGGCACUCCGCCGACUCGGUCCUAGCGCACCUAUCGCGCUGCCUCUCCCAAGACGCGUCUCCCAGAGCCUUCCUUGAACCAUUCCUUGUGGAAGGACCCGUACUAGCCGCGGAACAGGAGGCCCGGACCGUGCAGCGGUGGUCCUUGAUCUCUGAUGAUCUACUGGCGCGCCCCCUGGCGGAUAAUAUCGAGUUUCAACUGCGACAGGGAGACAUAUCGCUAGUCUGCUCCAUAAAGCAGCUGCCCAAGUUCACGCUAACAGAAGAAGUGGUGGACCCGAAGAGCAACCGCUUCGUUCUACGUCUCAACUCGGAGACGUCUGUCUGACAAGAGGAGCCUGUCGAGCACAGGUACGUCUGACGGUUAAUGGAGUGGUUUUAGAGUGCUUGUUACGACAUUCGGUAGAUAGGCCGUGUAAUGAGAAAAAGGAUACUU
Messenger RNA from Plutella xylostella (diamondback moth), 2314 nucleotides. RefSeq names its product Strabismus domain-containing protein Vang (gene Vang). Gene Ontology annotation, cellular component: membrane. The record is from RefSeq and is a predicted model, not a curated record. Lineage: Eukaryota; Metazoa; Arthropoda; Insecta; Lepidoptera; Plutellidae. Gene Ontology annotation, biological process: multicellular organism development.